UUUUUUCUUCUUUCCAGCUUUCUGAAGAUUUUGAAGAUGUUUAAUAAGUCAUUUGGAACACCCUUUGGGGGUGGCACCGGUGGCUUUGGCACAGCUUCAACAUUUGGGCAGAAUACUGGUUUUGGCACUACUAGUGGAGGGGCAUUUGGAACAUCUGCAUUUGGUUCUAGCAACAAUACCGGAGGCCUGUUUGGAAAUUCACAGACCAAACCAGGAGGCUUAUUUGGUACCAAUUCAUUUAGCCAGCCAGCUACCUCCACAAGCAGUGGCUUUGGGUUUGGUACAUCAACAGGAACAUCAAACAGCUUGUUUGGAACUGCAAGCACAGGGACCAGUCUCUUCUCAUCCCAAAACAAUGCCUUUGCACAAAAUAAACCAACAGGCUUUGGGAAUUUUGGAACAAGUACCAGCAGCGGGGGACUUUUUGGAACUACAAAUACCACCUCUAAUCCUUUUGGUAGCACAUCUGGCUCCCUCUUUGGGCCAAGUAGUUUUACAGCUGCUCCUACUGGGACUACUAUCAAGUUUAACCCUCCAACUGGUGCAGAUACUAUGGUUAAAGCUGGAGUUAGCACUAACAUCAGUACCAAGCACCAGUGUAUUACUGCUAUGAAAGAAUAUGAAAGCAAGUCCCUAGAGGAACUUCGUUUAGAGGAUUAUCAGGCCAACCGGAAAGGCCCGCAGAACCAGGUGGGAGCAGGUACCACAACUGGCUUGUUUGGGUCUUCUCCAGCCACCUCCAGUGCAACAGGACUCUUCAGUUCUUCCACUACAAAUUCAGGCUUUGCCUAUGGUCAGAACAAAACAGGCUUUGGAACUAGUACGACUGGAUUUGGAACAAAUCCAGGUGGUCUUUUUGGCCAACAGAAUCAGCAGGCUACCAGCCUCUUCAGCAAACCAUUUGCCCAGGCCAUAACUACCCAGACCACUGGCUUUUCCUUUGGUAAUACCAACACACUAGGACAGCCAAGCACCAACACCAUGGGUUUAUUUGGAGUAACCCAAGCCUCACAGCCGGGAGGUCUUUUUGGGACAGCUACAAACACCAGCACUGGGACAGCAUUUGGAACAGGAACAGGUCUCUUUGGGCAGACCAGUACUGGAUUUGGUGCUGUUGGUUCGACCCUGUUUGGCAAUAACAAGCUUACUACAUUUGGAACCAGCACAACCAGUGCUCCUUCGUUUGGUACAACCAGUGGCGGGCUCUUUGGUAACAAACCAACCCUGACUUUAGGAACCAAUACAAACACUUCCAAUUUUGGGUUUGGCACAAAUACCAGUGGGAAUAGUAUUUUUGGAAGUAAGCCAGGACCUGGAACUCUGGGAGCCGGGCUUGGUGCAGGAUUUGGAACAGCUCUUGGUGCUGGACAGGCAUCUUUAUUUGGGAACAACCAGCCUAAGAUCGGAGGGCCUCUUGGUACAGGAGCCUUUGGGGCCCCUGGAUUUAAUACUACGACAGCCACUUUGGGCUUCGGAGCCCCCCAGGCCCCAGUAGCUUUGACAGAUCCAAAUGCUUCUGCUGCCCAGCAGGCUGUUCUCCAACAGCACAUCAAUAGUCUGACAUACUCACCUUUUGGAGACUCUCCUCUCUUCCGGAAUCCCAUGUCAGACCCUAAGAAGAAAGAAGAGAGAUUGAAACCAACAAAUCCAGCAGCCCAGAAGGCUCUCACAACACCUACACAUUAUAAACUGACACCCCGCCCUGCCACCAGAGUCCGACCGAAGGCUUUACAAACAACAGGCACAGCCAAGUCACAUCUCUUUGAUGGGCUAGAUGACGAUGAACCAUCCUUAGCCAAUGGAGCAUUCAUGCCCAAGAAGAGCAUUAAGAAGUUGGUUUUGAAAAACCUUAACAAUAGCAAUCUCUUCUCUCCUGUUAAUCGUGAUUCAGAAGAUCUAGCUUCACCAUCUGAUUAUCCAGAAAAUGGAGAGAGAUUCAGUUUUCUGAGCAAACCAGUCGAUGAAAACCAUCAGCAGGAUGGAGAUGAUGAUUCUCUUGUGUCACGUUUUUAUACUAACCCUAUUGCCAAACCCAUUCCUCAAACCCCGGAGAGUGCUGGAAAUAAACAUAACAGCAACAACAGUGUGGAUGAUACCAUUGUUGCGUUAAACAUGCGUGCUGCCUUGCGAAAUGGGCUGGAAGGAAGCAGUGAAGAGACCUCUUUUCAUGAGGAGUCACUGCAGGAUGACCGAGAAGAAAUAGAAAAUAAUACUUACCAUAUGCAUCCAGCAGGCAUCGUUCUCACUAAGGUUGGCUACUAUACUAUUCCAUCCAUGGAUGACCUAGCUAAAAUUACCAAUGAAAAAGGAGAGUGCAUUGUCUCUGACUUCACUAUUGGUCGUAAAGGUUAUGGUUCAAUCUAUUUUGAAGGAGAUGUGAAUUUGACAAAUCUAAAUUUAGAUGACAUUGUGCAUAUCCGAAGGAAAGAAGUGAUUGUCUACUUAGAUGAUAACCAAAAACCACCUAUGGGUGAAGGGCUAAAUAGGAAGGCUGAAGUUACAUUGGAUGGAGUUUGGCCAACAGACAAAACAUCUCGUUGUUUAAUAAAGAGCCCAGAUCGACUUGCUGAUAUCAACUAUGAGGGAAGAUUGGAAGCAGUUUCAAGGAAACAGGGAGCUCAGUUCAAAGAGUACCGUCCUGAAACUGGUUCUUGGGUAUUUAAGGUCUCUCAUUUUUCUAAGUAUGGCCUUCAGGAUUCUGAUGAAGAGGAGGAGGAACGGCCAUCCAAAACUAGUACAAAGAAGUUGAAGACUGCCCCUUUACCUCCUGCAGGCCAGGCCACCCCAUUCCAGAUGGCUCUUAAUGGCAAACCAGCACCUCCGCCCCAGGUAGAGACGGGACAAUGAAUUUGAAUGGAGUCCAUGAUACAGACGUUGAAAGCAAGUCAUUCAGCUAGUACAAAGCUGUUUUAUGACCCCGGAACUUUGAAGAGUACAAAUGUAUUGGCAAUCAUGUUAAGACAAUUACAAGGGAGGGCAUGAGGUGGUACUGGCAUCUGUUGUUUACUUGAGAGAUUCAAAGAAUUCUCUUGCUGUUUGGAUCAUUCCUUCUACAGAUUGUCAUUCUUAAACACCUCCCUCUCUCUUCAUUUGGACUUGCUGAAUUCUCUGCUCAGUGAUCAACUUAAGAUAGUAUUUUGCUUGUGUGGGUUGAUGCAAAGUAAACCCGACUUUUGUUGACUACCUGAUGUGCAGUUUAAUCUUAUGCUUUACCUCCAUGGUUUUUUUAAAAGUUCAGUUAGCUUUCUGCAAGGGUUUUUAACUCCAUUUUUCUCAAGUUGUUUGCUUACACUUCAGGUAAUCUCUUGAUAUUUGUAUUUUGACAAUACAUAAUCUUUAUGAAAAUACAUAAAGCUUUAGAAUACAAAUGAAUUGUUGGCUUGGGGAGAGUAGGGGCUGCAUCAUUUAUUGCAAUUACCUGUACCACACUCUUUUUCAGUAUUGUUAAGCUAGUAUAAACCCUUUGUCCUUAUAAGGAAAGGUUUGUAAUUUAAAUAUCAGGUAGUUUCUUUGCCAACUCAUAAGAGAGUUUUACUUUCAUUUGAAUGUUGUUUAUAUUCAAUCAGGUUAUAACAAUUUUUUUCUGUGCUGCCAUACUCAUCUCAAAGAAGAGAACUUGAUAUAAUAUGUCUUUGUAUAGCAUCCUCUACCUCUCAGCUGCUAAAAGCAGGACCUUUGGAAUUUUCCAUGCUACAAUUCUUAUGGCUGCUGAAAUGUGCGAUUUUUAUGAUUGAUUAAAUAAUUUCUUGGGAGGCACUUUGGAGACUUUUGUGUAUAUCUG
Messenger RNA from Physeter macrocephalus (sperm whale), 3781 nucleotides. Its product is annotated as nuclear pore complex protein Nup98-Nup96. Gene Ontology annotation, biological process: post-transcriptional tethering of RNA polymerase II gene DNA at nuclear periphery; telomere tethering at nuclear periphery; protein import into nucleus. Gene Ontology annotation, cellular component: nuclear pore cytoplasmic filaments; nuclear pore. Bases 37 to 2847 code for a protein of 936 amino acids. The transcript has 19 exons. The record is from RefSeq and is a predicted model, not a curated record. Lineage: Eukaryota; Metazoa; Chordata; Mammalia; Artiodactyla; Physeteridae. Gene Ontology annotation, molecular function: structural constituent of nuclear pore; RNA binding.